Molecule: messenger RNA, 2391 nt
Organism: Morone saxatilis (striped sea-bass)
Lineage: Eukaryota; Metazoa; Chordata; Actinopteri; Moronidae
Product: cadherin-related family member 5
Exons: 12
Coding region: 1-2391 (796 amino acids)
Biological process (GO): homophilic cell-cell adhesion; calcium-dependent cell-cell adhesion; cell-cell junction assembly
Cellular component (GO): adherens junction; catenin complex; membrane
Molecular function (GO): cadherin binding; calcium ion binding
Source: RefSeq, a predicted model, not a curated record
AUGGCCCUCAUUGAACUUAAAUGGAGUUUGUUCCAGGCCAAGGAUCUAGUCUGUGCACUGCUUGUCCUCCUAUGUCUGCACACAGCCACAGGAAUGUCAGGAUGGGGUGGAUGUUUGGAUGGUCAGGAUGUAUUUGCAACAAUCAGAGAAAAUAGCCCUUUUGGAGAUGUCGUUGCUGAACUCAUGGCAGAGACUACAGUGGAGGGGAUUCACUGGAGCCUGGAUGGAAAGGAUGCUGAUUGGUUCUUCUUGGAUGAAAGAAACAUCCGGCUGAACACAUCAGCUGACAAGGUCCUCGACCGAGAGGCUCAGGGUCCUGUCCUAAUGGCUGAGUUGUCGUGUUAUGAGGAGGACACACUUCAGAGUGUGUACAGGAUCAUGGUGGAGAUUCUCAAUGACAAUGACAAUUCCCCUGUGUUUGCAGAAGACACUGUCCAGUCUCUUAUACUCAGUGAGCUGACUACAGUGAAUACUGUGGUCUUUACUGUCCAGGCCACUGAUGCAGAUAACGACAAGAUUAUUUACUCCAUUGACCAGACAUCACCUGAUGCAGAGUACUUCAAGGUUGAUCUUCCCAACAGUGGAGAGGUGCUCCUGUCAAAGCCUCUAGACUAUGAGACCAAAACCCUGCUUACUAUUACCAUCCAUGCCUCAGAAAUGAACACAGCUGAGCACUUCAAUACCAGCACCAACAUCACCAUCACCGUCCUGGAUGGAGAUGACCAGUACCCACAGUUCCUGCCCUGCAUGCUGCUUUUCCAGGACGAGACCAGCCGCAUCUGCACCAGCCCUGUGUACACAGUCAAUGUCACAGAGGGGGAAGAGGACAUUGUCUUGGACUUCUCUCCUGGUCCCAUUCAUGCAGUGGACGGAGACAGAGGUCUCAGCUCUCCGGUCAGCUAUUCCAUUCUCUCAGGAGACGAUGAUGGGCGUUUUCUGAUGGACAGUAAGACAGGGGAGGUGAAACUGAUUCGGGGGUUUCGAGACAGACUCACAACUCCAACGCUGCACCUACAGGUCAUGGCAUACCAGGACGAUGACCCCAGAAAGUAUUCUGUUGCUACAGUGUUGGUCCGAGUUCUGGCAGUGAACCAGUUUUAUCCAGAGUUUGAUAUGGCUGAAUAUCAGGGCUUUGUAAAUGCAGGAAGGAGCCCUGCCUCCCUGGUCAAUACCUAUGGCAGCAAAGCCCUGAUGUUACAUGUACAAGAUCAAGACUUCAGCCACGGUUUCAAUCCCAUGAUCUACUUCACCUUCAGUCCGACAUCAAAUCACACAGGCAUCUACCAAAUCACACAGGAGGGCUUUCUGAUCACCAGGACCAAUGAACUCAAACCAAAGCAGAAACAUGUUCUAGAGUUGAGUCACCGUAACACCAUGCCACACAUGGAGGAAGUACCCUACAACAAUGAAGAAUACGGAACCUACAAUCCUUCCUUCAGCUAUGCAGAAAAACCUGGCAUCUACACCCACCAAGACCUCCCGGCCUGCCGAGGACCCGUUCCACCCAGAACCACCGCUGCACUCGACACCAGCAUCAUCCCCACUGAAACUGUGCACAGUCCUGUGAUCCUCAAUAAUAAUGUUUCUACACCAACCAAGAGCUCCUCUAGUUCACCCACCUUUCACCCAGCCACUGUGGAUGUGAGCCCCACACAUGUGACUCAAUAUGCUGCUCCUCCCAAAGAAAACCCUGGUUCACCAACUGACACAUCGCCACAGCCUCCUGAGGCACUACCCAACACCAGUCCUAGCCCUGCAACCCAUGAUGCCACUGACACCCCACCUUUCACCUAUCCUGAUUCACAACCUACAGAAACAACCACCAAUGAUGACCCUGUUGACCCUGUCACCAGCCCCUCCUCUCAAUCCAGUAUUCCAUGGAGCCAUACCCGAAUUGCUUCAGCAGAAAUAGACAAACCCUUCUGCAAACCUCGUGUGAAGACACCCCCAUAUUCACCUUUACUGUCCUCACCCCCUCCUAAGCAGAUGGGCACACCCCCAACCACCCCAGACCAUGCACCUUUAGAAGCUAAGCUGGUACAUAUAGAUAUGUCUCCCCUUGAUAAACCUCUAGCAAAACCAGCGCAAACAUCCAUUAGUCUAAGCGCAGAGGUAGACCAACCCUCCACAUCACCAGACCUAACAGAUCAAUCAGAACAUCCAGGUGGGGCUGCAGGUGCUGGCAGUCCAUCUCAGGACCGAAGACCUUCAACAAACUCAGGAAAUACACAGGACUGCCGGGAGGUGGGGAUUGUGAAUGAUGACGGUAUUCUGGGAGAUGAAGAUGCAGACAAGAACAGUGAGGGUGAGGAUGAGUUAGAGCCAGACGAAGAAGAGCUGCUGAGAGUGUUGGCUCGUUGUAAUCCCAUUUUUAUCACAUUUAGUAAGUGA